AUGGCUGAGUGGGGUGCUCGGGCCAGCAAGUCGGAAGAUGCGCUUGACGGCCAAAGCCACCGGAGCGCCCACAGCGAGCACGGCACCCCGAAGAGCGCGAAGAGCCCGAAGAGCACUCACAGCCGCAGCCAACGCAGCCAACGCAGCCAACGCAGCCAACGCAGCCAGGAUGGUGAAAUCCGGGGUGUUGUGGCAUUUGACGAGGAGCCAUUGCAGGAGGUGCGCCUCGAGUUCAAUUCCGAAGGGGCGGAUUCCAUGGAUGGCGCCGUGGACGCAGCCGUGGCCCCACAGCGCUCCGUGUACGAAGAUUAUGACGUGGCCAGGGAGCCCUCGUUGCAUAUGCCCCGCAGGGCCCAACAGGAGCCUGACGAAGCCCAGUGCAACGAAGCGGAGUGCAACGAAGUUGAAGCCGAAUGUGAGCCUGUGUGCAACCCAGCUCAGACUGACGGAGGCUUCACGGAGGAAGGGUUCAGGGGAGCCGGAGAGACUGUGGUGUAUUUUGCAUCCAAGCAGUCCAGCUAUGUGUCGCACUCGACGAGGCGCUCAAGAGUGCCGUCCAAGCAGUCCAAGCAAUCUUCAAAGCCGCCACCGAAGCCCAAGCCAAGUCGGCUGGGCAGAUGCCGUGCCCUGUGCAAGGCCUGUUGGGCCAACCGGUGCUGCAGGAUAUGCUGCAAAGGUUCCGGCGCUCUUUGUGGGCUCUUGAUGCUUGCGGUGGCUGUUUGUUUGGGCCUCUUUUGGCCCAGGGAUCUUUCAUGGAAGCUGACCACGCUGGACGUCGACACAGAACAACUCAUGGCCCUGGCGACCGCCGUGUCCGGGCCAGAAGCGCAGCACAUGGCGCCCACCUUCCUGACCUUGAAGGCGGAAGUGGACUUGUUCAACCCAAACCUCUUGGGUGCCAAGAGCGGGCCGGGCCGCAUCAAGAUCCGGCAUGGCGGCAGUUUGGUUGGGCAGGGCGCCGUAGAGCCGGCAACUGUACCGCCACAGGCCUCCGGCCUCCUGGCCGCAGACUUGAUCUUUCGCUUUCAGCCAUCUUUCCUGAGCGCCAUUGCAGAGGAAGUCGCGGAAGAGAGGUGGACUGUGCCACUCAGUCUGGAAGCAACUGCUGAGGUUGACAUCCUGAGUCUACUGCUUCAGUACCGCAUGUCCUGUGAUGUGCAGCUUUCCCUCUCCGACUUGAUGAUGUUAGAGACCCGGAGCAGGGCAGUUGCAGGGCAAGAGUGCAGGUACAGCUAUCGCUGA
Molecule: messenger RNA, 1242 nt
Organism: Effrenium voratum
Lineage: Eukaryota; Dinophyceae; Suessiales; Symbiodiniaceae
Source: the annotation of a GenBank genome assembly